AGCCGGAGCUGCCCGGCAUCGCUGCGAGCCCGCUGCUGCUGCCGCCCGCCGGGGCGGAGGUGCUGGACAUGGACACAGAGGAUGACCCAUUGUUACAGGACGCUUGGCUAGAGGAGGAAGAUGAAGAGGUUGCUUUCAGCUCCCGAAAGAGGCGAGAGGGUGCCCUGUUGUGUGGGAAAAGCCCGUGCAGAGUCAGGCCCCUGUGUGUCACACUGCCUGUUUCUGGCUUCUGGAAUAUUGUUGGCUGGGUGUUUACCAACCCGUACUGUGCUGGCUUCAUACUUUUCCUGGGCUGUGCCAUCCCUGCUGUGCUUGCUGUUGUCAUGUUCCUCCACUACCCUGCCCUGGAUAUUGACAUCUCCUACAACGCCUUUGAGAUCCGCAACCACGAGUCCUCGCAGCGCUUCGACGCCCUUGCCUUGGCCCUCAAAUCCCAGUUUGGGUCAUGGGGGAGGAACCGCCGGGACCUGGCCGACUUCACCUCAGAAACCCUGCAGAGGCUUAUCUUCGAGCAGCUCCAGCAGCUUCACCUCAACGCUUCCCAUCUUGGGGUCAGCGCGCGGGUGAAGCGCAGCCCCGCGGAGGCGAGGACGGGCUCCCUGCAGCCCCAGGCCCAGCUGAGCGCAGGGAACCAGACUUCCCGAAUCGGGAGAGGAGCCCCGCGCUGGGACUACUCCAGCACUUACAUCAGUGCCAACACGCAGGCACACGCUCACUGGCGCAUUGAGCUCAUUUUUCUGGCGCGGGGCGACUCUGAGAACAACAUCUUCACCACUGAGCGCCUGGUCACCAUCCAUGAGGUGGAGCGCAAGAUCAUGGACCACCCUCGCUUCCGGGAAUUCUGCUGGAAGCCCCAUGAGGUCUUGAAGGACCUGCCCCUGGGUUCUUACUCCUACUGCUCCCCUCCCAGCUCCCUCAUGACCUACUUCUUCCCCACUGAGAGAGGAGGGAAGAUUUACUAUGAUGGCAUGGGACAAGAUCUUGCUGACAUCCAAGGGUCCCUGGAGCUGGCCAUGACCCACCCUGAAUUCUACUGGUAUGUGGAUGAGGGCUUGUCUGCUGAGAACAAGAAGAGCUCCCUGCUGCGGAGCGAGAUCCUCUUCGGGGCACCGCUGCCCAACUACUACUCGGUGGAGGAUCGCUGGGAGGAGCAGCGCCACAAGUUCCAGAACUUUGUCAUCACCUAUGUGGCCAUGCUGGCCAAGCAGUCCACGAGCAAAGUCCAGGUGCUGUAUGGAGGGACAGAUCUGUUUGACUAUGAAGUGAGGAGGACUUUCAACAAUGACAUGUUGCUGGCCUUCAUCAGCAGUAGCUGCAUAGCUGUCCUGGUCUACCUCCUCACUUCCUGCUCAGUGUUUCUGUCAUUCUUUGGCAUUGCCAGCAUUGGGCUAAGCUGCCUGGUGGCUCUGUUCCUGUACCAUGUCGUAUUUGGGAUCCAGUAUCUGGGUAUACUCAAUGGUGUGGCUGCCUUUGUCAUCGUGGGGAUUGGCGUUGAUGAUGUCUUUGUUUUUGUCAACACCUACCGCCAAGCCACUCACCUCAAGGACCUGCGGCUGCGCAUGAUCCACACCAUCCAGACAGCGGGGAAGGCCACCUUCUUCACCUCCCUGACCACAGCUGCAGCAUAUGCUGCCAACAUCUUCUCUCAGAUCCCAGCUGUGCAUGACUUUGGACUCUUCAUGUCGCUGAUUGUGUCCUGCUGCUGGGUAGCUGUGCUCUUCACCAUGCCAGCUGCUCUUGGAAUAUGGACCCUUUAUGUGUCCCCAUUAGAGAGCUCCUGCCAAGCCAGCUGCAGCCAGAAGUGCACCAAAAAGAGUGCCUUGCACCUGGCUGAAGAUCUCUUCAUUGCCUCAGACACAACCUCCAGAGCAGGCCAAGAGACCCUUCCCUACCUUGACGAUGACAUCCCGCUCCUCAGUGUGGAGGAGGAGCCUGUCUCCCUGGAAAUGGGGGAUGUCCCUUUGGUGUCUGUGAUGCCAGAAAAUCUGCAGCUCUCUGCAGAGAAGAGCAGCCGGGGUCACUUGAUAACUCACCUGCAGGAGCUGCUGGAACACUGGGUGCUGUGGUCUGCAGUGAAGAGCAGAUGGGUGAUUGUGGGGCUCUUUCUCCUUGUUUUGCUGCUGUCCAUAUUCUUUGCUAGCCGCCUCCAUCCAGCUAGCCGUGCUCCAGUCUUGUUCCGGCCAGACACAAACAUCCAGGUGCUGCUGGACCUGAAAUACAACCUGAGUGCUGAAGGUAUCUCCUGCAUUACCUGCUCAGGUUUGUUUCAGGAAAAGCCCCACAGUUUACAGAACAACAUCCGAACUUCCUUGGAAAAAAAGAAGAGGGGCUCAGGGUCGCCUUGGGGGAGCAAAGGCAGCAUGAGUGAUACAGGGCAGCAAGAGCUCCAGGGGACUGUGUAUAUCUCCAAGUCCAGGAGCAAGGGAAGACCAGCCAUCUACAGAUUCUCACUCAAUGCCAGUGUCCCUGCGCCCUGGCAGAUGGUGUCACCGGGAGACGGGGAGGUGCCUUCAUUCCAGGUGUAUAGAGUGCCUUUCGGUAACUUCACCAGGAAGCUGACAGCUUGUGUGUCCACAGUAGGGCUGCUUAAGCAGAUGAGCCCCAGGAAGUGGAUGAUGACCACCUUGUCCUGUGACACCAAGAAGGGCUGGAAGUUCGAUUUCAGUUUCUACGUGGCCUCCAAGGAGCAGCAGCGAACACGGAAACUGUAUUUUGCCCAGUCACACAAGCCCCCUUACCACGGCCGAGUGUGUGUGGCACCCCCGGGCUGUCUGCUCAGCUCUAGCCCAGAUGGACCCACCAAAGGCAUCCUGUACGUUCCCAGUGAGAAAGCACCCAGAGCAAAGCUGUCAGCCACGUCUGGAUUUAACCCAUGCAUGAACACAGGCUGCGGGAAGCCGGCGGUGCGGCCGCUCGUGGACACGGGAGCCAUGGUGUUCGUGGUGUUUGGGAUCAGAGGCGUCAAUCGCACGAGACGCCCGGACAACCACGUCCUUGGAGACAUGGGCAGUGUUAUCUACGAUGACAGCUUUGACCUCUUCAAAGAGAUUGGCAACCUGUGCCGCCUCUGCAAAGCCAUUGCCAGCAACUCGGAGCUGGUGAAGCCUGGAGGGGCUCAGUGCCUGCCCUCGGGUUACAGCAUCUCCUCCUUUCUGCAGAUGUUGCACCCCGAAUGCAAGAACAUCCCUGAGCCAAACCUGCUGCCUGGACAGCUCUCUCACGGGGCAGUGGGGGUGAAGGAUGGGAAGGUGCAGUGGAUUUCCAUGGCAUUUGAAUCGACAACCUACAAGGGGAAAUCAUCCUUCCAGACAUAUGCUGACUAUCUGAAAUGGGAGACAUUCCUGCAGCAGCAACUCCAGCUCUUCCCAGAGGGCUCUGCUCUCCGCCAUGGUUUCCAGACCUGUGAGCACUGGAAGCAGAUUUUCAUGGAGAUUAUAGGAGUGCAGAGUGCCCUGUACGGUCUUGUCCUCUCGCUGCUCAUCUGUGUGGCUGCUGUGGCAGUGUUCACCACACACAUCCUCCUCCUGCUGCCAGUGCUGCUCAGCAUCUUAGGGGUCGUCUGCCUUGUGGUGACCAUCAUGUACUGGUCUGGCUGGGAAAUGGGAGCUGUGGAAGCCAUUUCCCUCUCCAUCCUCGUUGGCUCCUCUGUUGAUUACUGCGUGCACUUGGUGGAGGGUUACCUGCUGGCAGGGGAGAACCUGCCACUCCACCAGGCAGAGGACCCCACGGCGUGCCGACAGUGGAGGACCAUGGAGGCCGUCCGGCACGUGGGGGUGGCGAUCGUCUCCAGCGCCGUCACCACCGUCAUCGCCACCGUCCCGCUGUUCUUCUGCAUCAUCGCCCCCUUUGCUAAGUUCGGGAAGAUCGUGGCCCUCAACACGGGAGUUUCCAUCCUGUACACGUUAACUGUGAGCACGGCCCUGCUGAGCAUCAUGGGCCCCGGCACCUUCACCCGCAGCAGGACUUCCUGCCUCAAGGCCGUGCUGGGGGUGCUCCUGGCCGGCCUGCUGGGGCUCUGCAUCUGCCUUGCCCUGCUGAAGAGUGGAUUUAAGCUCCCCCUCUCCAAUGGGACAGCCCUGUAGAAGACCCCAGGCCGAGAGCCACGUGCUCUGUCCUCUUGCUCCCUUUCUUUUUUCUUUUCUUUUUAAAGAAUAUUUUUUGUAAGGAAAAAAAAGAGGAAAAAAAAAAAAAGUCCCUUUUUUCAUGAAGUUUUUCAACUCCAGAUGCACUUUAUUUUCUAAUGGGUUUUGCUCUAAAGUUGUAUUUAUUUUGGGUAGUGAUGGAUGGAUGACGGACAGUGAGGGCUGCCCAGGGAAUACCUCAGCCCGUGAAUAGGAGAGGAGGAGGUUUCCUUCUCUCAGUUUUCUUUCUGCUUUCUUUUUUCCUUUUCUUGCUCUUUUAAUUUAUUUUUAACAAACAGGGCUUUCUGGACCCACAAAGCUAAAAUGGGAGAAUUUGGGAAGGUCAUGUGAUCCUUUCAAAAACCCUUCCCUCCGUCCUUCCCCUCCAUUUGCCCAAGGUCAGCGUUGCAACCGUGACUCUUGAGGUGAUGUGCUACUCCCACACCAAGCCUGUGCCUCCUUACCUGAGCCUUCAAGAACAGCAGUGAGCUGUUGGACAGGCCUGGAGGACAGGAUUGUCUGGAUGCCUUUGCCAGGCCCUGUGCCCAAGCCAGGCCAGCAGUGAACUGGCUGCACAGGAGCUCUCGUGGGUGUCACUUUGGGAUCCAAGCUCGAGCUGUGUGGCACCACCUGCAGUGAACCUGCUUUUGUGAUUCAGGGAGGUGUUGGGACACAGGGCAUUACCCUUCUCUCUGGAGGGACAGUGCACUGGGAUCUCAUGUGUCUGUGAACAGCCAUCAGGAAGCAGGUGGUGCCCUCAGCAGCCUGCCCUCCUCUCCCUCAUCUCAGUAGUGAGGUCAAGGCAGUUUCAACGCCCAUUUCUGGUCACCUCACCAGUCACUGCCUCUGCUCUUCCUGGUGGAGAGAAAAGAGAGCCCUGAGGUCCCUGCAGAGCUCUUUGGUCAAAGCAGUCAGCUCUUAGCCUGAGGUAACCCCUGGGGCCAGGUAGAGCCCAUAACUGGUGGUAUGCACAGCACCCUCUGUGGCACUUGAGAGACACCCUCCUGUGCGCAGAGCCAAGGGCAGCAGAGCUGCAGCUGCUGUCUGCUCGGAGCAGAUGGUUCCUAUUAAAGGAAGAUGAAAUCGCAAACCGGUGCCCAUUAACAAGUACAUUUUAAGCAUCACUGGUUCUAUCGUAUUUUUAAAAUUGAAAUAGCUAAGUGUGCAUUAAUAUACAGCACAUCUGAUCCUUGGCAGAAGGGUAGGGUCAGGCCCACUGGGAGAUGCAUUAACCAGUAUUUACAAGGGCAAUUGAGUAAUGUGGCCAGGAAGCAGCCUGACUUAAUUUCUUUGCAGAUUCCAUGUCCUGGUGGCUUUGUGUUCUCUGUCUGGAUCUACACCUCCUUUUAAGAUGAAAAUUCCAGGAAGUCCAACCCCAUUGCCAGCCAAUUUGUGUGGCCUGCACUGCUGAGAGACUGAGCUGCUUCUGCUUGGCUCAGUGCAUCCCUGCUCUUAUCCCCACCAGUCUUACACCUUCACAUUGUGUCAUCCCUGUGAAACUGGAUCAAAUACUUGUUUCUGAAGUAGGUUCCCGAAGGUGACCCCAAGCUUGAGAGAGGAGUUCCUAUUUCCAGGCAGUCUCCAGAGCAAUGCUGCUGCAGGCAGUGGAGGUUGUGAGGAUGUGAGCAGGGCAGAAGAGUAGCCUGAUUUCUCCUUGCUAUCCCAUGGCACAGCUGAGUUACCCUUUUCUGCAAAGUGUUAAAUGUUUCUUGGCACCUACCUCUAAUCUGCACCAGCUCCUUCGUAAUGAACCCUGUGCCCGUGAAUAAAUGGUUCUGGAAAGGAUUUUUGACUGUCCUUAAGCAGUGCUACUCUGAUGGCUGCUGUGCACGGUUCAGCCCCAUCCUUGAUGUGUAAGCCAUGCUGUUCCCUGUGUCUGUGCUCCAGAUUUAACUCUUGGUGGUGCCCUGAGCACUCCUAACCUGCAGUGACUGGAGAGGGCAAGAGUGCUUAUGAUAUAAAGCCCAUGGCACCUGUGCAGGUGCUGCAGGGGACAGAGAGCAAGGUAUCCCUGCUGCUGUGGCCAAGGAUGCUCUGGCUGCUGGCUUGACUCGAACUUGGCAAACACUUCACACUCUUUUGGGUGAUUAAAGCUGAUGGAUAUUUCCAGGUCAGCAGAUGAGAGAAUAAGGUGCUGAGGGCACCCUUAGAGGAAGUUCCUCCUUCUGUAAGUAUGAAGAAACCUUUAAAGGCCUUUAAGAAAGGGCACAAGGUGUGCUUUGAAUCCUGCAAAGUUGAAAGCCUAUGUAAGCCCCUGGUAUCCUAUGUUUGUGCUCACUAUAAAGAGGUUACAGAAACCCCCCAGCUCCAGUGUGAUUCUGGACAUGCCAUGCUGGGAACGUUCAUUCAGACACUGUGGGGAGGCAAAGAUUAAUUUUAACGUAGAGGGAAAGCUUUUAUGUCUCUUGGGUCUGAUCUGGCAGUGUCUGAUCUGCAGACAAAAAUAACAAAGAGUUCUUGGCGCCUGACAGGAUCCAUCCUGUUUUCUGAAGCAGGUAGGGAAAAGGACAAGCUGUCAUUUUCCCUCUUCCUCUCCAGCCAGCCCAGGCUCCCUCAGGGCAGAAGGACUGGCUGGCACUAGCAGGAGCAGGGCAUCACCUUGGCUUUCAUUGCCCAAAGUGAUACUGGGAGUGCAAUGGCUAGAACGGUUCAGAAAGAAGAGGGGAGACCAGGAAAAGUGCAAAUUAUUCAUAAAGGUAUGCUGAGGAGAUUGUGCCCCUCCAGGAAGGAAACUGAGGCAAGGAGAGGGGAAGGAACUUACACCAGAUGUAGCAGGAUGGCAGAAGAGCCAGUAGAGGAUCCUAGGUGAUGUUUUACACUGCAAGGACUCAGUGAAUGUUGUAACCUGAGACCCUGAUUAAACACAGUCAUGACACUUCUCUUAAGAUCUAACUAGACAUUUGUCCCAUCACUGCUUCACCCUGAACAGCUCUGUGGUCAGGGGGGCUGAUGUUUCUCCACAUACAGUGGAGUGACAGAGACUUAAAGGUGGGGCCCAGCCUUCUGCAAAACACUUCAAACAUCCUGAUCUCCCCAGCAUCUGGAGACAGCAAACGAGUAGCAGAUGUAUACAUCCAUGUCCACGAAGGCAGUGUCAUCCCUGUGAUUACUCAUAAAGUUAUAGAAGUAAGAAGAGGGAUGGCUUUAUCUGAGCAAGUGUGGAGGUGGAGCUGACAGCCCUGCUGGGAAUUGGUGCUCCAAGGCAGAUGCUCAUGGCAUUAAAAAGCAAGGCCUCACCUAUCUGGUGCUGUUCCAGGAGCAGAUGUUCACCUUAAACGAUUCCUCACACAUCUUCGCCUGUCUUCUUUCUCUGAUGACUCCUCUGUUUCACAGUCCCUCUCCUGGGCCCCGUUGUCUUGCUGAGCAAGGUUCAGCCUUCUCCGUGGUAGGUGUUCGUGCUUUAGGUGCUCACAGAGUCUGGACUGAAAGUGGCUGAGGAAACCUCAAGAAUUUCCUUAGGCAGAGGAAGCCAGGGAGUUAAACAGCUUCACACAAAGCUUUCAGUUUUGAUGUUCUUAAACAGAACACAUCAGGUCCUACUUGGAAGAAAAUGCUCUGAUUUUCCAUUUCAAAACGAUCUUGGUGCAAUUAAAAGGCAUACAGGAAUUUUCAGCUAGCACAUGGCAAUGGAAUGUGCCUGUUAAUUACCCACUCCUUUAUUUCUAGUAAAUCCUGGUUUGAGGCUUAACCUCUGAAAAGUUAAGUUACUGUUUGAGGAGGGGGUCAUUCUGGAACUAUGCAGUCUCCUACGAAACACGGUGGGUCCUGUCCUGCCCAGAAGUCCUCUCCCUUCCAGCACAGGGCAGAGGCAGAAGGACACUGCUCCUUGGUGCUGAAGCUCUGAGAUUCAUGCACAGAGCUGGUGUGACUGCUCUUUGCCUUCAGUGGAGCUACUGAGUGAGUCCAGGGUUCCCCAUGGACACUUGGAGAAAGAGCCACUGCUCACAACAGCCCUGUCCACAUCAGCUUUGGAGUAGGGAGGAGCAGAGUUGAUGUGCUGUGCACAGAUCAGUGUCACAGGAAGGAACAGGUCCAGGACUCCUCGCUCUGUUUCUUUAUGUUGUGGUGCCUCUUGAGGUUUGGGCAACUGAGGCAUCAGAUUUGGCCACUGACCUGAGGGACACCAUUGGUGCCUGGCUGCCAGCUGCAUGCAGCACCGUUCCCCACCAGUCCCUGAGCCCAGCCAUCCAGCCAGUUCCUAACCCAGCACAGAGUGCUCCUGCCCAAGCCACGGGCUGCCAGCUUAUCCAGGGGUGUGCUGUGGGAGACAGUGUCAAAGGCCUUGCUGAAAUCCAAACAGACAACAACCACAGCCCUUCCUGCAUCCACCAGGUGGAUCACCUGGUCAUAAAAGGAGACCAGGCUGGUCAAACAUGACCUACCCCUCCUAAACCCAUUCUGGCUGGGUCAAUACCCUGGCCAUCAUGUAAGUGCUGCAUGAUGGCACUCAGUAUGAACCGUUCCAUGACCCUACUGGGUACUGAGGUCAGGCUAACUGGCCUAUAGUUGCCAGGAUCCUCCUUCCCACCCUUUUUGUGGAUGGGUGUCACGUUGGCCAGCUCCAGUCAUCUGGAACCUCACCAAUAUCCUGCACUGAAUUUCUGUAGCAGAGCAGCCUGCCCUUUGGGAAGGUUAGAAAAGGCUUUUUGUUUAACCCCAUGACACAUUUAUAUCCUCCCACUGCCCACCAAGCAGACUGAUUUGCAGCCAGGCAGGAUAAAUUCAAUGUCUUGGUUACUUCUUCCAAAAUCACUCCUCACCCCAGAUAGAGCGUAAGCCAUAGUUUACAGUUAUUUCAAAGGCUUCUGCUAACGACUUUUCCCUGGGUUAGUACCCAGGGUCCCAGAGCUAGACAUCUUCCAGUGUCUGUCUCCAUCCUGAGGACAGAGGUUUUUGGCUUUUUCUUCUCUGCUCCUCCUUUGGGCAAUUGCUGAAGGGAGGUGGGGGGGCAGUGACAGAGCAACCAGCCGAUGAGCAGAAAGGUUUGGAGGCAGAAGCAGAACAAAGGGGAGGGAGGAUGGUUUAAAAUACGAGGGGAGAAGAGGCAGGAGCACCCCAUGGACAGUGGGAGGGAGGGCACUGCCAUUCCACCACGUUGUGUGCGGACCUUAGAGUGUCAGUUCUCAGAGUGAUGUAGCACAAUCCCUGAUGUAUGCGUGUCACUUUUGUAAGUUGUCUC
Messenger RNA from Hirundo rustica (Barn swallow), 9300 nucleotides. It is a transcript of the gene DISP3, whose product is annotated as dispatched RND transporter family member 3. Gene Ontology annotation, cellular component: membrane. Lineage: Eukaryota; Metazoa; Chordata; Aves; Passeriformes; Hirundinidae. The record is from RefSeq and is a predicted model, not a curated record. Bases 69 to 4082 code for a protein of 1337 amino acids. The transcript has 21 exons.